Arachis duranensis is the source of this 1461-nucleotide messenger RNA. RefSeq lists its product as uncharacterized. Bases 1 to 1461 code for a protein of 486 amino acids. The transcript has a single exon. The record is from RefSeq and is a predicted model, not a curated record. NCBI's taxonomy places the organism in Eukaryota, Viridiplantae, Streptophyta, Magnoliopsida, Fabales, Fabaceae.
AUGGAGCAGGCAUCGGAUUCGAACGCAGAGAAUAUAAUGGAACUGCCUCAGCCUCAGCCUAAGAAGACGGAAUUGAAUGCCCGGCUUGAUAGGUUGCUUAAGUUACAGCCAGAGCCACAUCAUCCUCCACAACCCAGGAUUCAAGAAAUUCCUCGUUUUCUGCUUUAUAAAAAUCCCAGCUUGAAGAAGUACCGUUCACCACAGAUGAUAUCGUUUGGUCCUAUUCAUUAUCAUGAGUUUCUUUCCAGUCUAGGACAACAACUCAAAACUACUUGGGCACGCUGGUAUGUUGACAUAUUAAGGACAAAAAAUCAAGAACAAUAUGAAAAUGCAAAUGAUCGAAUAGUGUCUCUGUACGAAACUAUAACAAGAAAGAUUCCGGAAUUGAAGAAUUUGUUUAGUAACGACAUUAUUCAACAAUAUAAUAAUAAUGAUGGGCAACUGGCUGACAUGUUGUUUGUGGAUGGAUGUGCUUUGUUGUUUUUCAUGGAUGCUGUUGAUGAACGACAUCCAGAAAAGGUGGGCCUAGGGAAGCUUGACCAGUUGACGUAUAUAUGGAGAGAUGCCAUUUUGUUGGAAAAUCAACUUCCAAUUCAGUUACUGGAGCUUCUAAGCUAUGACAAAAAGAGUCAGUUGUACAACUCAUUUUACAAUUUUCUAUUCAUGGGAUUACCAAGGAGAAAUCGAGAAGAUUCAAUAUUCACUUGGUCAGAUGAAAGUAAACCAGCUCAUCUUCUGGACUAUAUUCGCUUGUUUUACACGUCAUCACCACCUGAGGUAAGGCCUUCUCUGCUUGAUCCCUGUAUUGGCUUCUGUACUAGACUAUUCAAAAAAGAGAAAACUCUACCUCUUACUGAAAGAGAUACUUGGCAUCGAUAUAAGAACAUACGGGAUCUUAGAAAUGUAGGAAUUCAGGUGAAAGCAAACACUUCUGAAUGGAAAUGGAGUAACAUAUCUUUUACCUCCAACUUGUUUAGCGGACAACUGAUGCUUCCAGGGAUUGUAGUUGAUGAUGUCACACCUUCUCUGUAUUACAACAUGAUUGCAUAUGAGAUGCUUCCUGAUUCUCAGAACAGCUUCCAGUGCUGCUCCUACUUCUUUCUAAUGGAUUCCCUGAUUGAUGAUGCCGAGGAUGUGAAGGAGCUCAGAUUAGCUGGUGUCUUUCAGAAUUUUCUCGGAAGUGAUGAAGAAGUGGCCAAACUCUUCAAUCAAUUAGGGGGUUUAUUGCCCGCUAAAAUGUUCAAUUGCACCACAAGAACAGGUGCACUGGCCUAUAACGAUAAAUAUAUUAAAAUCAAGCAACAGAUUGAUAAGCAUUAUAGAAAUAGAUGGAAGACAUGGCGGGCUCAAUUACACACCACUUACUUCAAUAACCCGUGGUCUAUCAUUGCGUUUCUUGCCGCUGUGUUAGCAUUGGUUCUCACUUCUCUCCAGACAUGGUAUACUAUACAUCCCAAAUAA